AUGGCCUCGUCAUCCGCUGAGGGUUUGGCCCGCCUCUUCCUGGCCCGCCUUCCGCCAGAUGAACAGCCUGCUGCAGUGGACGCCGUCAUCACAGACUUGUAUGAGCGCACCACGCUACGCCAUAUCGAUUGCCCAUCUGCCAUCCUGUCUGCCGAACUGUCCGCUGAGCUGCUGAAAAAGUGUCCAGAGACCAAUGAGAAAAAUGCGUCGGCCGCUCGGUUGGGGCGUGUGUUGAUGGAGAUUAUCAACAACACUACCCACGAUGCCAUCCCUUCUGACCUUGUCCAACUUUGCAUCCGUCAUCCAUCUCUGGCAAGCCAUGUCUUCGCUGAAGCCACUUCCUUCCUUGCCCUGACCUCUGCUCGGCUUAGAAGUGAAGGCGCUCUCGCUGCCCCAGCGUCUGCCGUUAGCUGGACCUCUCCCGUGCUACCGCUGGAGUCCUCUACCAGCGAUGAACAAGCAGACCGCACUGUCCUCUAUCUGACUUUUCUCAAACUUUUCUUCUGGUCGAAUGCUGCGUGCACCGUCUCUGUGGAUCUCCUCCAAGCUCUGCUUGUCGUCCUAGGCGCCCGUGCUGAGAAGUUGGCCCAUGCAAGUAGAGACUGUCUUGCUGCCGCUUUCCACAGUCUUCACACUGGCACCGCCGUCCUCGACGAAACCCUUGAGCCCGUCUCGGGCGUGUUCGGCCCUCUGAAGAUCCCUAUUGGAGAAUCCAUAUGGAGUCGGAUCAUCGACCUGCUUUCUACACCGUCGGAUCUAGGUUACUGGCCUUCCGCAUUCCACAUCUGGUUCCGCUGGUUUGCGCUUAAGGGGCAUCUCGGUCCUUCCCGCUCGAUCAUGAAGCAGCAUCAGUACUGGGAGUCUUUGCAACUGGGUCUGCGGGAAGGCUACUCCGAGCAACGAAAGUUUUGCUUGCACAUCCUGACAGCGUCAGUUCGCAUGGCCAUGGCCGAGGGCGAGGAUUUACAUCCGUAUGUCUCAGGUGCCACACAACCCGGCUUCGAAACCAACUUCACCAAAUACUGUACGCUCUUUGAGACCAUCAUCCUCGGGAGAUAUCUCAAUCAAAUAGAGGAAUGCAUGCCGGAUCUACAAACCCUAGCUUGGAAAUCAAGCAUACAUCCCACAUGGAUCAUCACUCUUUUGCGAGCUUCUCUCCGCUCUGGAGUUCAGGACGGCAUUCGUAAACUCGUCGGAAACAGGAUUUUGCAAGGCCUCAUCCCAAUGCCACAGGCCGCUUCUGACGCCUACCAGGGGCUCCUUGCAUCGGCUUUCCUACCGUGGGCUACACAGGGCUUUUUGUUCACGGCGAGCCUCCGACGGAACAGCCACCAUGUUCGCUGCGAACACGCCGAGAGUCUGUGUUCUUUCAUCUCUCAACUUCUAGAUGGUUGCGCCGAGGGCCAAUCCCGGCAGACUUUCGCAAGAGUCAUUCUCUCAUUCAUUGAAGAGCGAGGCCAGUACUUCUUUCCACAGGCGCUUCCUUACUGCCUGCAGGGGAUCAUCGAUGGGUUCGCGCGAGAAGGUGGAAUCAGGACAAAGCUAGCAGUCGAGGAUAUUCCCCUGCUUGUCCGAGUGGCAACCCGUUCCGGCCUCCCCGAGGUUGCGCGUGAUUGCUCAACUGCUGCAGCAUCGGUUCUCAUCGAAGAGGCCGUCUCAGACCAACCGGAGCUGCUGAAGGCAAUGCCUGGCUAUCAUCUUUUAAAGCAACGCUGGGAUGACGUUCGCAAUCCGAAUGAUAUCAAGUCUGAAUCUGCCCUCGAUAUCGGCAGGCUCAGCUUGGACGCCGAAAGUAAAGCACCCCUCAAGUCAUUCGUGCAGACACUGCACGAGAGUCAAUAUCGUUGCCUGCAGGGCGACGGACUUCUCAUUGCAUGUCGCCACCUAGCCCAUGUAAUUCGCCAGGACAGCGAAUUGGAGCCCAAGGACCUGCAUACCACGCUAGAAGCAAUUUGGGACGAAAUGGAAACUCAAGAAUACCCAAGGCCUUCUCUCAUGCUGCUGCCGGAAAUUUUUUACCACCCCAAGUGCCUUCGCGCUGCAUCGGAAGAGACGAGGACCUUCCUGGCUCGGGCAUUGCCCGACUUUCACACCUUCACCGAGGGAAAAAUCUAUGUUCUUCCGCCGCUGGUCAAGGCACUUCGAAGGGCUUACCUCCAGGUUCCAGAGAUGGUCGACUUCUUACCGCUUGAAGAGUUCAUUGUCCGCUUUGCUACUCACCCACCGACGGCGAAGCUGGAAUUUUUGAUGGAGGCGGCGGUCGCUGAGAAGCUGGCUGCCAUCGUGCCACACCGUACGUACACGUCGUAUUACGGCCCGGGAGAAUCUCAAGGAUAUGCGGCCAUGUUCGACCUGUUGAACAGAAUUCCCGAGUCUGACAACGCUUUCGCCAAGCGCAUUUUCGACCAGCUGUUACAACCUUGGGUAAACCAGAGGUUGCCCAUACCGAUGGUUAGCAAGUGGAAAGCCACAAUCCAGGUGCAGACAAUGCUGCUUCUGUCUGAGAAUUGCUUGGUAGCCGCGCCAAAGGACGAAGUUGCGCUAUACCUGCGAAAGUUUACGAAGAUCCUCUCGGUGGAGCCUCUACCUCGCUAUCGUUUCCUCUGGGAGUGGAUGAUUGCUCGGAUCUACGUGCGAGAGCCCGAGCAGCGCAAAGAGUUGCUGGAUGUGCUCGGAGGCGACGAUCACUCGAACCCGAAACACUUGGCCUCGGUCAUGAAGAUGGCGGUAAUGGUGGCCCGUCUCCCCGACACCAACGAGGAAUUUGGGCACAAGCUCAUGACGUCUCUGAUUGCGCUUUCAGCCAGCCCCAAGAUUGUCAUUCGGCAUGAGGCCCAAUGGUCGUUCCCACCGCUUUGGGAUCAUGCCGAGGUCUGCGGGUGGACGAAGGUGACGAACAAUCCGGCCUUUUCAGCUCUCAACACUCACAUCAGGUCCCUCGACAAGUACUCGACCCCUCCGCCACAACGGAUACUCAAAUGGCUGGACCCGAUAAAGGACCACGACAUGGAGCUUCUGUUCGGAGGAAAGUAUCUCGACUUUGAUCCUGCCGAGGCCAGGCUCGUCUCGACCCAUGACUUCAAGGCUGUAUGGGCGGAGGAUGAGCAGGACUGCAAUUACCCGCCUCCACAGAUGCCACUAGGAGAGCACGAGAUGGAGAACACGGCCAGCGACCCCGCAAGCGAAUCCAAGGAGCAGUUCUCAGCCGUGGUCGGUGCGGACGAUGCUGCUGGCUUCCUGCAGACCAAGGGCAUGGCAUGGCAGGAGGCGUUGCUUGCAUCGCCGGCGGCGUCAUCGACGCGGCCCAGCACGCCGUUGAUCCUGGUCGGUUCUCUGAUCGACAAUGCCUACAACCUCGGCGGCCUUUCGCGGGCCGGGGAGAUCUUUGGGUGCGCAUCCAUGUACAUGCGGACUCUGGAGACGCUGAAGCACAAGGACUUCACGUCGGUGUCGGUGUCGUCACACUCGCACAUUCCGAUCCAUGCUCUCCCGCCAACAGAACUUCCCGAGUUUUUGCGGGCGUUGAAGGUGGAGGGAUACAAGGUGGUAGGAGUAGAGCAAACGGACCGAAGCCUUGUGCUGGGUGCGCCGGGCAGUGAUCUGCCGGAGAAGUGCGUGUUGGUGAUGGGAAGUGAGCGAGAGGGCAUCCCCGGCACGGUGCUGGCCGAAUGUGACGUCUGCGUAGAGGUCCGUCAGGUUGGUGUGACGAGGAGCCUGAAUGUGCAGACGGCGGCGGCAAUUGUAUUGUACGAGUAUCAGAGACAGCACUACGGGAAAUAG
Molecule: messenger RNA, 3780 nt
Organism: Diplodia corticola
Lineage: Eukaryota; Fungi; Ascomycota; Dothideomycetes; Botryosphaeriales; Botryosphaeriaceae
Product: putative methyltransferase tarbp1-like
Exons: 2
Coding region: 1-3780 (1259 amino acids)
Biological process (GO): tRNA methylation
Molecular function (GO): tRNA (guanine) methyltransferase activity; RNA binding
Source: RefSeq, a predicted model, not a curated record